GAUUUGGAUGUAAAACUUACGUUGGGUAAAAAGCCCAAUUUGCAGCCCAUCAAAAAAUGGCGAUUUCCAUCGGCCUGCUUUCUCGGACCAGCGCCGUCUCAGUCAACGGAAUCCCAGCUCAGUGGACGGAGGGCAUUGGACGACGGGGAGCGCCAUGGCUACCAAAUCGGCGAAGCCUCCGAGGAAAUCAGCCAUUUCCAGCUACAGAUAUUGUCGAAAUCCAAAGCUUGUAUUUUCGUUAUUUUUGUUACUGGCUGAUGCCAUCCUCGUCGCCCUCAUCAUUGCAUUUGUCCCCUAUACUAAAAUUGAUUGGGACGCUUACAUGUCACAAGUAAGUGGAUUUUUGGGAGGGGAGAGGGAUUACAGCAAUUUGCAAGGAGACACUGGACCUCUAGUUUAUCCAGCUGGGUUUUUGUAUAUUUAUUCUGCCAUACAGUAUGUCACUGGAGGAGAGGUAUAUCCAGCACAGAUUCUUUUUGGUGUCUUGUACAUUAUAAAUCUGGGAAUUGUUUUAUUCAUCUAUGCAAAGACCGAUGCGCUUCCGUUCUGGUCUUUUUGCUUACUCUCCCUCUCCAAACGAGUGCACUCCAUCUUUAUGCUCCGUCUAUUCAAUGACUGCUUUGCCAUGACUCUUCUCCAUGCUGCAUUGGCCUUAUUUCUUUUACGAAGGUGGAACCUUGGAUUAAUCAUCUUCAGUUUUGCGGUUUCUAUAAAGAUGAACAUUCUUCUGUAUGCUCCACCUUUAUUACUUUUGAUGUUAAAGGCUCUAAAUAUUGGUGGAGUGAUAACAGCUUUAGCUGGGGCUGCUCUUGUGCAGAUUCUUUUGGCACUUCCUUUUAUAGUUUCACAUCCAUUUGCAUACGUAUCAAGAGCUUUUAAUCUUGGGCGCGUCUUCAUCCACUUUUGGUCCGUUAACUUCAAGUUCGUCCCCGAACCAAUUUUUGUGUCGAAGCAGUUUGCUGCUUUGUUGCUGAUUACUCACCUAAUAUUGUUGGCAGUUUUUGCUCAUUACAAGUGGUGCAAGCAUGAAGGUGGGAUUUUCAAAUUCAUCCAUUCACAAUUUCUCUCCAUCAAACUUAGAUUGGCUCUUGUCAGUUCUUUUCCCAAGCCGACGUCUAAGAAUGACAAGCCAUCCUUCAAGUUACUCACGGAAGAACAUGUUGUAACAACCAUGUUUGUUGGGAAUUUCAUCGGAAUUCUGUGUGCUAGAUCAUUGCAUUAUCAGUUCUACUCAUGGUACUUCUUCUCGAUUCCAUAUCUGUUGUGGAGGACAUCGUUCCCUACAUUAUUACGUUUGCUUGUGUUUGCAGGGAUAGAGUUUUGUUGGAAUGUCUAUCCUUCUAAUAUGUACUCCUCCAUCUUGCUUCUAAGUCUUCACCUACUUUUGCUUUGGGGUUUGUGGUCUGGUCCAGCAGAGUAUCCUUAUGUUCGCAGUGAAGCAUUAGACAGAAAACAAAAAUGAAAAACACAAACACCUCCUUCUUCCUUCUUCCUCUUGCAGAUGGGUCUUGGAUAAUAUCGUAAGACAACGGGUCAACUUCAGGUUGUCGAGCAUCAAAUUUGAGGCUGAUUUAGGUUAAGUAUUUGAACACACCCUUGAAAGCUGCUGUUGUCUUUACUCUUGUUUUUUGUAGGUUCACUCUAUAUUAUUAAUCAUAGUGCUGCUAAAUGAAAGAAAAACCAUAACUUACACAGUUGUGCUUGGGGUUUUUGAGUUCAACAUGAAAUUGUUGCAAUUUGAAUUUGAAAGUUCCAAGAUUCCAAGAA
Cucumis sativus (cucumber) is the source of this 1767-nucleotide messenger RNA. Its product is annotated as dol-P-Man:Man(5)GlcNAc(2)-PP-Dol alpha-1,3-mannosyltransferase. Gene Ontology annotation, molecular function: dol-P-Man:Man(5)GlcNAc(2)-PP-Dol alpha-1,3-mannosyltransferase activity. The transcript has 13 exons. Gene Ontology annotation, cellular component: endoplasmic reticulum. NCBI's taxonomy places the organism in Eukaryota, Viridiplantae, Streptophyta, Magnoliopsida, Cucurbitales, Cucurbitaceae. The coding region runs from base 155 to 1462 and encodes 435 amino acids. The record is from RefSeq and is a predicted model, not a curated record.